Messenger RNA from Cucurbita pepo subsp. pepo (vegetable marrow), 1502 nucleotides. The record is from RefSeq and is a predicted model, not a curated record. Lineage: Eukaryota; Viridiplantae; Streptophyta; Magnoliopsida; Cucurbitales; Cucurbitaceae.
UCAAAAGGGAAAAUCCAAAGAAGACAAUAUUGGCUAGCGGUGAGUUUGGAUUGUUACAGAUAGUUUGUUCCAAACUUAGAGAGUUUUUUUAAUAGAUAAGUUAAGAAGGAAACACUUCCAGAUACUGCAAGGUUAAUUUUGUUUUAAUAAUGCUCGACUCUGUUAGAGAGAAGGAAUCAGGUUGUGUUGAUUCACUCAUAGCAACAUGAAUACAGUAAUCAGGAAUGAUGUUACUUUACUGUUGUCUAGAAAGAAUGACGAAACAAUCGACUGGGCAAGAUCGUGGAAAACAACACUUUUCUCAUUGCUUGAAGAUGUUCCAAAUCAUUAUCGUCAUUUGGUAGCAUCUAUUUCCAUUGAUGGCACAUCUGCAACAACCAUAAUUGUGGACAGCAACACAGGACAGCCAUUGUCAAAGCCAUUAUUGUACAAUGAGACUUGUCCUGAUGCCUUACCAUUGGUGAAGUCUAUUGCUCCAGUGAACCAUACAGUCUGCUCUGCGUCAUCGACCUUAUGCAAGCUGGUUUCAUGGUGGAACAGUGCCGCCUCAAAUAAAGAAUAUGCCACAUUGUUACAUCAAGCAGAUUGGUUGUUGUGGUUUCUACAUGGGAAGCUUGGGGUUUCAGAUUAUAAUAAUGCUCUGAAGGUUGGCUAUGAUCCUGAAAUUGAAUCUUACCCACCCUGGCUUCUUGCUCAACCAUAUUCUAUGCUUUUACCUCAUGUCAAAGCUCCUGGAACUUCUAUUGGAUAUUUGAAAGAAGACAUUAGAUCACAAUAUGGUUUUCCAAAUGAUUGCAUUGCAUGCACAGGAACCACAGAUAGUAUUGCUGCAUUUCUUGCAGCACGUGCGACACUGCCAGGGCAAGCUGUCACUUCCUUGGGAUCCACGCUUGCCAUCAAAUUACUGAGUACCAAUAGGAUUGACGAUGCGCGGUUUGGAGUGUACAGCCACCGACUUGACAAUAUGUGGCUCGUAGGAGGUGCUUCAAACACAGGAGGAGCCGUUCUAAGACAAAUCUUUACUGACAAGCAAUUAGAAGAAUUGAGCAAACAAAUCAAUCCCAUGAAAAGUUCUCCUCUAGAUUACUAUCCUUUGACUUCAAUGGGAGAGAGAUUUCCGGAGGCAGACCCACAAAUGGCUCCCAGAUUACAUCCACGGCCAGAAAAUGAUGUCGAAUAUUUGCAUGGAAUUUUGGAAUCUAUUGCCCGUAUUGAGGGAAAGGCCUAUAGGUUAUUAAAGGAUCUAGGAGCAACUCAGGUAGAAGAAGUGUUCACAGCUGGAGGUGGAUCCAAGAAUGAGAAAUGGACGAAGAUACGAGAGAGAGUUCUUGGUUUGCCUGUGAGUCGGGCAAGUCAGACCGAGGCUGCAUAUGGAGCUGCUCUAUUGGCAUUAAAAGGUGCGCAAUUAUUCAUGCAAUGAGAGCUUUGUACAUUGUUGAACCCUGAAUAUUUUGCCAUUUUGGUGGCUAUUAAACAAACUUAUAUAAGCUCCAAUUAAAGAA